AUGAAAGAUGUUAAAGACCAAUUUUAAUAAAAAAUAUUGAAUGGGAUUUACAAAGCGAUUAAGAUAAUUACAUAAAAAUUUAUUGUGCAGAAUCCUGUUAAAUUGAUGAACAACAAUAGUCUAGCUUAAAUCAAAAUAAGUGAUUUGAUUACAGAAUAGAUUUAUGAAGAAUCAAUAAAAAAACAACAGAAAGGUAAUUAAUAAAAACUGAGUUUGUUAUUAAAAAAUGGAAAUGAUUAAAUCAAAUCUUAUUGGAAAAUGUAAUAAUAUAUUAAAAAAGAGAUAAUAAAAUAAUUACAAAUCUAUAAAUUUCAAAUUCAAUAUAACUUGAAUUUUUUAUUUAAAUUUUAUUUAAUUAUAUUGAUAUAAGGAAUUAUAACUCCUGAAUUAGAAGGCCAUUUAUUUAAGUUAUUACCUCAUUGA
Molecule: messenger RNA, 423 nt
Organism: Paramecium sonneborni
Lineage: Eukaryota; Ciliophora; Oligohymenophorea; Peniculida; Parameciidae
Source: the annotation of a GenBank genome assembly